This is a messenger RNA of Oppiella nova, 2238 nucleotides long. The record is from the annotation of a GenBank genome assembly. NCBI's taxonomy places the organism in Eukaryota, Metazoa, Arthropoda, Arachnida, Sarcoptiformes, Oppiidae.
AUGCAAAGCAUAGCCAGUCUUAUGAGUAUAAAGCCGUUCGAAGACAUCGGAAAUAUUGAAGAUUUUGAUGACACGGUUGACGGUGCGAUAGCAGACAGAUCUUCAGUGAGUUGUGCUGACGCGCAAAUGCCUCUCCAAACUGCCGAUCCUAACGCUGAGAAUACCAGUGCUCUCGAACAGUCAGUUCAUGAUACCAGUGCUGUGAACACCGAUCACCAUAUAUUGCCCAACGAUUCGAUAGACGAUUCCUUUAUCAGUUACACUGAGAACAUAGCACCGGUUGAUUCGGUGGACACCUCUUUUGCAAUCGACACCUCUUUCGUGAGCUCUGGUGACGAACAAAUGCCUGCAUUUUCAGCCACUGAUGACCUGUUAAGUUGGUGUAAGUCUGUCACGACUGGCUAUCACGGCGUCAAAGUGACUAAUUUUGGCACUUCUUGGAGAAACGGAAUGGCUUUCUGUGCAGUCAUUCAUCACUACAGACCCGAUCUCAUAGACUUCAGUGCACUCUCGCCGUCAGAAAUUAAGGACAACUGCAAGAAGGCGUUUGAUGUGGCGGCCAAACUCGGCAUACCUAAGCUCAUUGAACCGUCAGAUAUGCUGAUGCGGGCGACACCCGACAAGCUAUCGGUGAUGACAUAUCUCUAUCAACUGAGAGCUCACUUCUGCGGCCAAAUGAUGCAAUUGCAGCAAAUCGGAGAUACGGCCAAAGACUCGAUGUAUACGAUUGGAGAACAAGACAGCGAUAAUGAAGUGGACGGCAAUGAAUAUAACGAUAAUUCAAUGACAGACAAUGCGAAUGAAAUGAACAAAAUUAGAAGUAAUUUAUAUACAAAUGAAGAAGCAGUGGAUGGAAGUGGUAGUCAUGUCAACGCUAUUGAUAAUAAAGCAUUUACAAUGUUUGACGAGACGGACAGUAAUGAGCGUUCAAUUCAUAAAAGACAGAUCUCCAGCAAUUGGAGUGAGACUACGGCCAACACUGGAGACGCCGGUGCGACCUCUCCGUCGCCAACACACGAGAAUAGCGCUAAAAAAGAAAGAUUCAGUUUCUCGAAACUCAGAAAUGGAAAACUCAAAGAAUUGCAAAAGAUUUUAACAAAUUCUUUGGAUCUUAAAGAUAAUGAGAGCCAAAGAGAUGUGCAAACAAACAGCGCUGACAUUAAUAAUGGAUCGAUGAGUGCGAGCCAUGAGAGGCCCAAACUAAUGACUCGCAAACAGCUUUUAUACCCUUUUGACUCCGAUAGUGACGAAGAGAUUGAAUUAACUCAUCAUCAAAAUGGAAACAAAUCGCAAAACUCAUCGCAAGCGAGUACUCCAUCGCAUACGGACUCCGAUAAGAGUGUCAUUCGAGAGCCCAUUCGCAGACCCAUUCAAUACGCGUACAAAAAGCCGCCCGUUUUGUCGCCCUCUUCCUCCUCGUCCUCAUCCUCUUCGCCGUCGACGUCAUCGCGUCGUCUGAAUAACGAGUAUUCAAUAACUGGCGGUUCAAUGCAUUCGGGUCUCUAUCGUAUGGCAGAACCCGUGGAAUUAGCUCCGGGUCUGUUGGAUCUGUCGCCUUCCAAGUCAUUUAGGCUACAAAGAGCUCAUUCGGCGCCAACCGGUCACUCAUUCCUUGUGGAUCCGCGAAGACGCCCGCUCUCUAGACAGGAAGAGCUUAAAGAGCGCGCCCGAAGACUACUAGAGAACGCUCGCAAAGAAGCGUUUUCUCCUAAAAAUACUCAACCGAUCGGACACUUGUCUAAACAAGAAGAGGAGAGACAGAGACAGUUGAGAGAAAGAGCCAGAAGACUGAUAGCUGAGGCACGUCAGGGCAUCACAAAUGCCAUCCCGUGGACCAGCUUAGACUCACCCGACUCUCUCACCACUUUUCAUAAUAUUAACCUCGAUUCAAAUCAAGAAGAGGAGAGACAGAGACAGUUGAGAGAAAGAGCCAGAAGACUGAUAGCUGAGGCACGUCAGGGCAUCACAAAUGCCAUCCCGUGGACCAGCUUAGACUCACCCGACUCUCUCACCACUUUUCAUAAUAUUAACCUCAAUUCAAAUGUUAAUAUCAAUGAUAACGCAAACAAUAAUUAUAAUUCAAAUGAUAAUCAUAUUGAGAACCGAAUCAAUAAUUAUAAUAAUAUCAACACAAACGCGUCCAAUGCCAGCAAUAACUCUAAUGUCAACAAUAAAAUGCUUUCCCGGAGAGGUUAAUACACAUUAUUCUAUAAGAAUAUUCUUAUUAUAAUAUCAAAA